Dipodomys ordii (Ord's kangaroo rat) is the source of this 1117-nucleotide messenger RNA. It is a transcript of the gene Tmem109, whose product is annotated as transmembrane protein 109. Gene Ontology annotation, biological process: cellular response to gamma radiation; intrinsic apoptotic signaling pathway in response to DNA damage by p53 class mediator. The record is from RefSeq and is a predicted model, not a curated record. NCBI's taxonomy places the organism in Eukaryota, Metazoa, Chordata, Mammalia, Rodentia, Heteromyidae. The coding region runs from base 156 to 887 and encodes 243 amino acids. The transcript is spliced from 4 exons.
GCUCCAGAUCCACCCGGGGAGGCCGUCGCUGCUCAGCCAAAACCUGCGCACGCGCAGAGCGUCAACCAACGCCCGGGAGUUCAGGCGCGGCUUUGGUGGCGCGUUUUAGCGAAGUCGCACGUGAAAGAUAGCGGUGGCCGGAGAUCGGUCCAGUCAUGGCAGGCUCAGGCACCUGUUCACCAUGGGGCAAGCAUCUGCUCAGAGCCAUCCCAAUGGUCCUCGUGGGCCUAACUCUUCUCCAUUCAGCAUCAUCCCAGUCCCAUCGAGACUUUGCCCCACCUGGCCAGCAGAGAAGAGAGGCCUCAGCUGACCUGCUGACCCAGAUUGGCCGGUCUCUGUGGGAGAUACUGGAUACCUGGCUGGGGCCUGAGACCAUGCACUUGGUUUCAGAGAGCCUGUCACAGGUGAUGUGGGCCGUCUCCUCUGCCAUCUCUGUGGCCUGCUUUGCCCUGUCUGGGAUCUCCACACAGCUGUUGAAUGCCUUGGGCCUGGAUGGUGACCACCUCACCCAAUUCUUGAAGCUCAGUCCUAGCCAAGUCCAGACCUUCCUGCUGUGGGGAGCAGGGGCCCUGGUCACCUACUGGCUGUUGUCCCUGCUCCUUGGCUUGGUCUUGGCCGUGUUGGGGCGGAUCCUGGGAGGUCUGAAGCUUGUCAUCUUCCUGGCGGGUUUUGUGGCCCUGGUGAGGUCAGUGCCUGACCCUUCCACCCGGGCCUUGCUACUCCUGGCCCUGCUAACUCUCUACGCCUUGCUGAGCCGGCUCACUGGCUCCCGGGCCUCAGGGGCCCAACUGGAGGCCAAAAUACGAGGGCUGGAGCGCCAGGUGGAAGAGCUGCGCUGGCGGCAGAGGCGAGUGGCCAAGGCCUCCCGGAAUGUGGAAGAAGAGUGACAAGGAUGUCCCCAGAUGCCACCUUCACCAUACCAAAGAGCUGAGCUGCUUCCGGGCUGAAUGGCCCUCCUUGCAGCCCCCCCCAUGCCCUUUCCUUGCCUUUGUGUCUGAACCUUCAGAAUCUUUAUCCCUGCCUAGCCCCUUGCUGAAAGGGCUGGUCCUCCACAUGAGGCUGGCUGGCUGGGGGUGGGUUUCUGCCCACUCUCUCCUUCCAGCCUGUCUCAGCACAG